Messenger RNA from Musa acuminata subsp. malaccensis (wild Malaysian banana), 2399 nucleotides. Its product is annotated as probable receptor-like protein kinase At1g49730. Gene Ontology annotation, biological process: protein phosphorylation. Gene Ontology annotation, molecular function: ATP binding; protein kinase activity. NCBI's taxonomy places the organism in Eukaryota, Viridiplantae, Streptophyta, Magnoliopsida, Zingiberales, Musaceae. The record is from RefSeq and is a predicted model, not a curated record.
UUCACUCGCCGGUGACCAGACCGGGCCGCUCUCAGGGUUGGGAGCUGAUAAAGGUGGCGAGGGUGGGCAUACCCCACGCGGACGCCGCUCUCCGCUCGGUGUACUGGCUCUCUUCGCUCUCUUUCGUCUCCUCAUGCCGGCCGCCCAUGAUCUGGUCUUGUUCCUGGCAUUGGCUUCCCUCGGAUCCCGCAGCAGCCUUCGAGUGAUCGCGGGGGAUUGUCCCCUGGACUUUAGUUGGUCAAACUACACCUUAGCGUCUUCUGCUUGCUCAAAUCAAAAUGAGCGAGGCAAUUGCUGCCGUUAUAUUAAUGCAUUUGUUGCGAUUUCUAUUGCUCGAUUUGCAAAUGCAACUGGCAGGCUUGGAGUUCCGCCAGCAUUCACUGAAGUCUGCCUUAGUUCCAUUUCAGAAACCUUCGACUUAUAUGGCAUUCCAGCUGAUGCCACUGCUUUUUGUGGUUUGGGACCAAAAAUUCGAGUUUCUUAUCAAUGCCAGGGUAGAACAACUGUGUUGGAAAUGAUGCAGUCCCCCAAUUUUAGUGAUGUUAUUGAAACUUGUAAUGUGCCCCUUUCAUUAGAUAAUAGUUGCAAGAGGUGCCUAAACUCUGGCAUUGUAUACCUUCACCACCUCAUAGCAAUAGAUGAUAAUGUCACAUUAAGUGUCUGUCGCGAUGCAGUUUUUGUGACACUUGCAAACCAAGGUGGCAAAUUUUCUGCUGUUGAUAUGGCCACUUGCUUCUUUGGUGUUCAAGGGCUCACUGUUCUUCCAGUGUCAUCCUCUGAAUCAUCUACACCUACAUCUCCAAAUUCUACAUCUUCUCCAAGUUCUGUUUCUGCUCAAGCUCCAAGGCAACAUCUAAAUGCCAUUCCUAUCAACAAAGUUCAUCACACCUACCACCUUACGCUGAUUCCAGGAAUUGGCAUUGGGGUCAUAGGGCUGACAAUUCUGUUGCUUCUGAUCUUGAUAAUGCUUAUUCGUAAGAAAAGCAGAGAACUCAAAAAUGCAGAUACUCCGAUAGAGAACUCAUGGGAUGCUUUCUCAUUGCCAAGCACUCAAGUCCGGAGGUGUCAAGAAGGUCCGUCAACAAUGUUUCGAAGAUUCACCUAUGUGGAGAUAAAGAAGGCAACAGAAAAUUUCAGCACUGUUAUAGGCAAAGGUGGGUUUGGAACUGUCUACAAGGCUCAAUUUGCAGAUGGCUCCAUAGCCGCUGCAAAGCGUAUGAACAAAGUUUCCAAGCAGGGUGAGGAAGAGUUCUGCCGGGAAAUUGAGCUUCUUGCCAGACUGCAUCAUCGCCAUCUUGUUGCUCUCAAGGGUUUUUGUGCUGAAAGAAAUGAGAGGUUUCUGGUGUAUGAAUAUAUGGAGAAUGGAAGUGUUAAGGAUCAUCUUCAUUCAUCAGGAAGGAAUAGAUUAAGCUGGAGGACUAGGUUACAAAUUGCGAUUGAUGUGGCCAAUGCUCUGGAGUAUCUCCAUUUUUUUUGUGAUCCUCCCCUAUGCCACAGAGACAUAAAGUCGAGCAAUAUUCUUUUGGAUGAGAAAUUUGUGGCUAAGGUCGCGGAUUUUGGUCUUGUGCAUGCUUCGAGAAAUGGUGCCAUCUGCUUUGAGCCAGUAAAUACAGAUAUUCGUGGAACUCCAGGAUACAUGGAUCCUGAAUAUGUGGUGACUCAAGAGCUGACAGAGAAGAGUGAUAUAUACAGCUACGGCGUGCUAUUGCUGGAACUGGUGACCGGGAGGAGAGCCAUACAAGAAAACAGGAAUCUGGUCGAGUGGUCUCAGCAAUUCAUGGCAACAGAUUCAAGGUUAUCGGAAUUGGUAGACCCCGCCGUUAGGGACUCAUUUGAUUUUGAGCAGCUGCAUAUGGUGGUAGGGGUUGUGCGGUGGUGUACCCACAGGGAAGGGCGAGCAAGGCCCUCGAUCAAGCAAGUGCUCAGGGUGUUCUCCGAGCAUUUGGAUCCAGCGCAAAAUGGCUUCUCUGGAAAUGAAGGCAGCGAUGGUUAUGGCAGUGGGGGGACUAGCAAAGCAAUAAUACACAAAAACGAGGUGGUUCCCUAUAGCGGUGACGGAAGGUGUCUACAAUCGUCGUCGAGCACUUCGAGAUCCUAUUGUAGUCGGAGCAUCUUGCUGGAGAGUGGUUCGCCACAAUCUCCCCCCGGCAUGAUCUCUCUUUAAUUUCUCUUCUUUAGUUCUAUCGCUAUUAUGUGGGUCGUGGCUUUUUAAUCAGAGGACAAGCUCAAUGGCAAGUUGUAACAAAGCAAAGGUUUGGCGAUGUUCCCGAACAAUAUAAUCUGUUGGAGAAAUGCUUAGAAUUUCUGCAGCAGUUUAGAUAGCUGAGAGUGCUGCAAAUGUAUAUGCUUGUUGUAGCUUCUGGUGCUUUUGACGAGGUUGCGUUUGUAUCUGAUUAUUA